AUGCAGUUCAAGCUCACCUUCAUCACGGCUCUCUUCGCCGCUUCUGCUAUUGCCGCUCCGACCUCUAGCGGGGCUAGCUGCUCCAAUGCCGCUGUUGCAGCGCUCCAGGGUGCAACCAAGCAGGUUUCAGACCUCAAUUCGAGCCUCGCUGGAACCACCACUGCUGCCUCACUCGCCUCUGCCAUCAUCACAGGAUUGGCGGACAAUCUGUCGACUCUCCUGAACGGAAUUGUCUUGCCCUGUGGAGCUACCUUGACUGCUCAGGACCAGCAUGAAAUCUGCAAUGCUGCUACCACUUUCAUCAACACUGACAAGACUCUUGUCUCAACUCUCAGCUCCAAGGCCGACAUUCUCUCCGGUCACAUCCUCACGAUCAAUGUCCUUGGUGCGAUCAACAACCUCGAGACUGCUACCACCAACUACCUGCGCCCUAUCAUCAACAACUUGCCCGUCUGUGGCGGUACUGUUCAGGCUGAGCUCAAGGCUCUAGAGUCCGACAUCAACGGUGCUGUUGCCGCUUUCUAG
Penicillium longicatenatum is the source of this 525-nucleotide messenger RNA. RefSeq lists its product as uncharacterized. The transcript is spliced from 3 exons. Lineage: Eukaryota; Fungi; Ascomycota; Eurotiomycetes; Eurotiales; Aspergillaceae. The record is from RefSeq and is a predicted model, not a curated record. The coding region runs from base 1 to 525 and encodes 174 amino acids.